AUGAAGUCGCUAUCCGUAAUCGUCCUGCUAGCGCUUUGCGUAGCUGCGCAAGCAGCUAUUACGCGCCUGGAAGACAUUAACUGGGCUGAAAUUCGACCGGUACAGGAGAGUCCUCACUUCAAGGCUAGCCGAGCAGCGAGCAGUGUCGGGCGAUUUCUGGCCAAACUUGAUGAACUCGAAGGUCCUCCAACACCAACACGUAGCGCGCGCAUCAACAAUGGAAUCGUCGUUGGCCCGACAGAUAUUCCGUACAUUGUCGGAGUCCUUGUCUCCGUCGAACGGGGAACAUACUUCUGCGGAGGUGUUCUCGUGUCGGAAAUGCAUAUCCUAACGUCCGGUUCCUGCGUCGAGGGACAAUCGUCCAUCACCGUGCUACUCGGAGCGAGCGAGAUUGCUCGCGCUCAGGACUUCGUCAUUGUCAGCCACGUCCGGAUGCAUCCCGAUUUUAGUUCGUUCUUCCAAUCGAACGAUCUAGCCAUCUUGACCCUCUCGCGGGCGCCGCGGUUCAGUGAUCAAAUUCAAAUCGCACGACUUCCACGGCGGGCCAAUGUAGGUGAUUCGUUUUCCAACGCCUGGACCACCAUUAGCGGCUGGGGCGAGACGGCAUCCAACACCGGUGAAGCGCUACCAAUGCAGCAACUUCGUUCCGUUCGCUCGCAAGUCAUAACGAACUUCAGCUGUACGAUCAGCUUCCCACUGUACUUGCGUUCAAGCAAUGUCUGCACCUCAUCUGACGGUGGUGCGCCUUGCGUGGGUGACGAGGGCGGUCCGGUGACUAUCGUUGAAGCGGAUGGACAGCCGACGGUUAUCGCAAUUCACUCGUACACGUAUUCUCGAGGAUGUACCAGAAGUUGGCCUGCGGUGCACACCCGUGUGACGGACUACCUUAACUGGAUUGAAAUUUACACCGGUGCGAAUAUUCGCGCAUAA
Messenger RNA from Anopheles cruzii, 930 nucleotides. Its product is annotated as chymotrypsin-like. The transcript is spliced from 3 exons. Gene Ontology annotation, biological process: proteolysis. Bases 1 to 930 code for a protein of 309 amino acids. Gene Ontology annotation, molecular function: serine-type endopeptidase activity. NCBI's taxonomy places the organism in Eukaryota, Metazoa, Arthropoda, Insecta, Diptera, Culicidae. The record is from RefSeq and is a predicted model, not a curated record.